This is a messenger RNA of Gryllus bimaculatus (two-spotted cricket), 6887 nucleotides long. The record is from the annotation of a GenBank genome assembly. Lineage: Eukaryota; Metazoa; Arthropoda; Insecta; Orthoptera; Gryllidae.
GUGGAUGUGGACAAAGCAAUGCUCAUAAUGGACGAGAGCUUUUCUACAUCGGCUGCUUCAACUGCGCAGCGUGUGCCUCUGGAUGCAAAUGCACCUGUGUCUUGUUGGGAGGAACGUUGGCCUCUUGACGAUUCACAUCUGUCUGCGAUAGGUACUCCGGCAGAGUCUGCUGACGUUCUUCAAGUUCAGAUAUGUGUGGCGCCUGUGUUGGUUUGCACUGAAGCACAGCAGACAGCAGGUGGUGGUGAUAAUAUCUCUUCUGCCGGUUUGGUGCUUCAAAUAUGAUUUAGCGUACCUGUAUAUGAGCCCCCUACUUCCUUGCACAUUGCUGGUAAGUUCUGUAUUGAGUUGAGGCUCUGCAAGGCAAUGGAAUAAGUGUGUAUCUCUUUGUCUGUGUAUCAAUCUUCUUUGUGCUUGACACCAGUUAACCCUUUGCGGACCAUUGUCCAUGUGAUGGGGCAAUGUGUUUUUCUUGUUCCAGACCAUUUAAAUCCCCAAGUAUGUGGUUGCACUGGUCUGGCAUGCCAUGCCAUGGUAUAAGAAACUGUUCUCAGGUUCCAAACUAUUUUUUGUAUUGUUACAAAAAAACAUUAUAAUUUAUUUACCUAAGUCAUAAUUUAUAAUUAUGCAGAGAGCUAAACCCAAUUACCGAUAAUGCCUGUAGAUUGCAAUGUAUCAAUGGAGUAUCCUUACUGUCACUUUCUUCAUAUUCUUCAGAAUCAUCUGAGAAAAAGGUUUUAAAUUCUUAUCUUUCUGAAGAUUGUUGACCUUCAGAAUUGUUUACUGAUUCACUCAGUUCAGGCUGUGACAAUCUCGAACACUAACUUCUCAAUACCAUCAUAAGUACAACUGCAGCCUCAAAAACAAGCUGAUUCCAAACAAUAAAAAAUGGGCAAAAUCUGGUAAUAAUGAAGAAAAUUACUGCCUAAUCCCUCCUGAAGACAAUUAGUUGUACUGGUCUCUGGAGCCAUCUACCUGAGUGAAAUAGGAGUUAAAAAUAAGUCCUGCCUGCAGGACACUGGACCACCAUACAAAGAAAACGGAAAAGCGAGAGGACCGCAGAGGGUUAAUGGGGCACAAUGGCCAAUGAUAUUCUAGCACUGGCAAUAGCUUCUCAUGUAAUGUACUGUCUUUGCCCCCAAUUUGUAGGAAGCAAAUUAAAAAGAUAGAGCAAACGUGGCUUUAUGGCAAAGCACAGACCUGCAUGCAGCUAAUGUGUGGCAACAGUGGUAAAGCUCAGCAACGCUACUAGGGCCCUGUAACUCUCCAUCAAAACUGGGGACAAAGGUCGAGGGUGCUACUAUAGGAGGCACUGGUGUCGCCAGGUGGAGUUGCAGGUUAGGCUCGCCAACUCUCCCACUUAAAAAUUGGCUAAUUUGUAAGAAAUCUGAAAAAGGGUCUUCUUAAUGUUCAAUUAUUCAUAAUCUAUACUUAUAACAAACCUCUGAAGAAAGCGCAAACAUAGACGAUAUCUUUUGUAACAUUAUGAGCCUGCUUGCGACCUGUGAAGUCCUGCAGCAGCCACUCACAUUUUAAGUAUUGUUGGCAGCAGUUCGUGUUUUAGUUUGUGUAAAGAAGGCGACGCAGCAGAGCGCACUAGGUCUCCACCAUGUUAUAUCGGACUUAUAGGGCCCUGAAUGUUACCUUUACUGAGUUGUCAAACACUAGGAAGAUUGGUAGACAAGCAGUAGUGUAAGAAUCAGUGGCUGCCACUUCAGUUACAAAAUUAAAAAAUAAGAAUUGGAGAGUUUUCACCGAAAUGGCUGCUUCUGGUGCUUUUACCUUGUAGUUAUACUUUGAGCUGUGUGCUUUUCACACCUUUCUUUUUUGUUGUUUAGAUAAUCUUGUUUCCAAUCAUUCCUGAAAUUGGAUCCAACUUUCAGAAACUGCAACAUCAAAGAAACAAAAGGAAACAGACAUAUACUUGACAAAAGCUUUUUGCAGUUGUGUGUUCAAAUUGCCUCAAUCUAAGACUGUAAUUAUGUUUUCUUUUCCAUUAUUUUGUGUAAUUUGUAUUAUUUUUCUACAUUUGUUUUAGCUAUUGCUGUUUUACAUCAUGAAUUAUGUGCAAUUGAUUUUGUGUUCCUUCAAUAUGGAACAGAUUUUAUUCUGUUCACUUUGGAAAAUUUGUAUACAUUCCAUUUUAUGAGAAUUUAUGAGCAGUUCCUGUUUUGAAUGAAUCUUUUCACCGUUACUAUUAAAAACUUUUAAAAAUAUUUUAUGUAUUUGAUGAUUGUGUAUUUUGAUCCUUGUCAUCAAAUGUUCAUCGUGAAGCACUGUUUGUUUUUGUUAUUUAGAAGUCAUUUUGAUGGACAUUGCAUUCUAAAAGGACUAUUCCUUCAGAAUUUCCUUUGGAAAAAUAAUUCUUGUUAUACAUUUUAAGUUGUUUACAAUGGAAGUACUGUAAACUUUUUCUGUUAACCUUUUGACACAAAGUAGGGAAUAGUUAAGAAGACAAAUGGUUGUCAAAUUUCUGUAGAUGUAUGAAGUUUAUCAUAGCUAUUUACCAUUCAAAUCAGGACCUGAUUCUGCUCUGGAGUGCUUCACAAAAUAAAAUUUGAUACACAACAUUCUGGGCUUAUUCUGUAAAUGAUUGUAUUUUUCCUUGAUCAUAAGAUGGAGAUAAAUGAAUAGAAAAUGACAAUGUUUAAAGGAACUUGUAAAAUUUUCUGCAGAUUUUUUCUUUUUUGUCAAAGGACAAAGGAAAGUGAAGCAUAAGAAAUGUUUCAUGAAGAGUUUGCACUGGGAUUUGUGGUUUGCCUAAAUUUAGAAAUAACUACAUUUGAUAUGUUUUUUCAGAGCAUAUGACUGAAAACAAGUCAUUAAUUCGAAAAUGUUUGUAUUUAAAUGUGUUGUUUGGUUUUAUACGUUCAAUGAAUGUAUUGUAAUGCAGAAUAAGGGGCAAUCUGCUUUUGAUUCUGAAAUAUUGUAGACUAUACGUAAAGAGCCUUAAACCAUUAAGAGCAGUUGUUUCAAUAAUUGUGCUAAUUCUGUGGAAAAUCAAAUGAAGAAUCAUUUCUGAUUUCUAGCCUACGCUCAAUCUUUUUGCUCUUUAAGUCUUGUAAUAAAUUGGCUUGAAUAUAUUCUACUUUGCCCACUUGGGAUUUCAACAUUUUGUACAAGUUUGUAAGUUGUUAAUUACUCAAUAAUAUGCAAGUUAUUGCAUUUAUUGUUAUUAUGAGAUUUCCUACAGCAAAUGGUUUAGUACUAUCUUCUUCUUAUUUUCUUUCUCUUUUAAUUUAAGUCUAUUAAGUUUGAUACUAGGUCCUAAGGUAGAUUCUGUUUAUUUUAUUGAGUAAGAGAUGUUUCCAUGUUAAUAUCUCUUGAAAUAGCAUAAGCAUUAGUUUGGAAUAUGUAAUUGAUUGAGCAAUUUUGCCCAAUAUAAUGAACUUGUGAAAGACAGUAGAAAAUAAAGGGAUUUUGUUUUUUGUAUUGGAGAAUCUUGGAAACUAAAUUACAGUGAGGAAGUUGUAUUUGUCAAAAGAAAGAGGAAACAAUUUAUCUUCUGUGAUCAUUCCAAUGAACAGAGUUGUUUCUUGUGAUACAAGACAGUGAAAGCAUUCUUCUUGUAUAAAUCACCACUAACUUGUACUUACUUUGUGUGAGAGUAAAGUUAACCUUGCAAUAUUGUGAUAUUUCUCUGUGAAAAACAACGAAAUCUAUGUGCACCAAUUGCAAAUGAAUACUCAUAAAUUUUUCUGAGUAUUGUCUAAUAUUAAUAAAGAUAGAAUCAACAAAUUGAGGAAAGUUUCACUUUUCAAGAAUAUUGUGCGACAGCAUUUGAUUUUCAGAUCAAAUGCUUAUAAUAAUUAGGGUCCAAUCAGUGGAAGAUAGUGCAAAUGACUCUCUCCAAUAGUUUCUUUUUGUAGAUUUCAUAUUUGGAAGUAUACAAGGUUAACUCUACUCCAGAAUGUAGUAAUCGGUGUUGGUUAAACACAAUUAGUGACUAUAGUAUGCAUUUUUGUUGCUAUGUAUUUGGUGGUAUGUUUCUGUUUUUGUGUUCCAUUUUUAUGUUUGUUGUCUUUCCCUGAAAGUUUUGCAAAUGUUGAGCAAUUUUGUGGGGUGAAAUAAGAUUCACUAACUGAUUAAAUUUUGCAAAUAUUUCUGUGGUGAUUAGAAUAUUUAUGGUUGUAUCUAUGCUUGUAGCUUGUUUUCAACACAGGAAUGAAAUGCUUUUGGACUGCUUUUCCUUGUGUUGAAAAUAAAUCUUUAUUUUAAUUUCCAUUCUUCAAUGGAACAAUCAAUAUAAAUAGUGGGAAGAUUUAUGUGAAUGGAAGUCAAAGUUCGUGGAUAGUUUAUAAAUUGAUAAAGUACAUUUAAUACGAAUACAGCAUUUACUUGAUCUUGUUUGUGUUACACCUAAAGAUUUAUAAUUUCUGCAUGGUAGUUAUUAAUAAUCAAAACAUGACCUCAUGUGUUGCUGUAAUUCUUCACACGAGAUGAUGUUUUGAAGUUUUUCAAAACUCCAAUUCAUGAUUGAAGUGCAGUUUACAAGUGCACAACAUUUGCAUUAUAUAUUUGUUCUAUAAAGGCUAUGUUGGUUCCUUGUAGCAGCUUCCAAGAGAGAUGCUGUGCAAUUUUUAUUAAGACUGCUGGCAACAAACAUUCUAUAACAUACUUUAAAACUAACUUUCAAAAAAAAAAAAAAUACAAAAUCAAAAUAUUGAUAUUAUUUUUCAAUGCCGCUUGAGACUUGCUUUGCCCGAAAAGGGUGAAACCAUAUGUGGACCAAUGUUUAACUGGAUAGAAUAAUUCAAAACAAAGAAAUGUAUGAACAUAUCCAGCUUUUCUCUUCUUUUCACCAUUCUUUUGUACUUUUUGAGGGCAUUUAAGGUGGAAGGAAAAUCACAUGUACAACAGAACCAUUUCUUGAAGAUGGCAUUUCUUUUAAGUUCAAAAUAAGGUUAAAUUGAGAUUUACAGAAGUCUUGGGAAUUUUACUAUUUGAGUUAUGAAUUUUUUCAAGAACUGCUUGUAAAGAUAGUUUUAUUUGAUUCACAAUUGAAAUCUGAGAAUUUGUAUGUUAGUAACUUUCUCUGAAACUCCAGAAAAGCCUUGAUCUGCAGGAAAUUUUUUAGAUUGUACGUUUUUGAAAAAAAAUGGAAAGAUGAUUUUACUGCCUUAUUAUUGAUGGUCAUGGUGACUCUGUACUAGAAAAGUCACACCAUAAAAUUUCUGCUGUCUACAUCUUGGACAAAGGGAUCAGGAUUUUUGUUGUAUAAUAAUUUUUUCCGUAUUUGGAGCACACCAGCAAACCUAAAUUUUUUGGAGAACCUGUGGUCUACAUUAAUUCUAAUAUUAUCUAACGAAGAUGAACGCGGUUAUGUUAAUCUUUUAUUGGGCUUCUUUUUAUUAGUAAGUUUUUACGAGAAUGUAACUUUGAGGAUUAUGGAAAACUACUUGUAGUUUAAUUUACUACAGUCGAGUCCAAUAUACCUAACUGAAAAUGCCAUCUAUAAUGAAAUGAUAUUUAACUUAAUCUGAUUCUUGCCAUUCAUUCCGUAGUCUGUAAGUUACAUCACUCAUUGCCACUAGUCAUCAUGGUGAGAAUGCAUGAUAGAGAAUGAGAGCAUUGGAUGAUGCAAUUCUGUUUUGUACAGACUAGAGAGCUGCUAUAGAUGUGUAUAUGUGUAGUUACAAAAUCUUGUACAUUGUACUAUCAUUCUUCCUGAGUAGUUUUUGUAUCAUUGUAUCAAUUUGUCAAGUGGAAAUUUGAUAAGAGCAGGUGACUUGGUUUUGGUGGAAGGAAAGGUGCUGUUUAACACAUUUCAUAUCAGGAAUCAUAUUCACAUUUGCUUCAUUUCAACUUGCAAACCAUGAAGAAAAACCAAAUAGAGCAUUGGAUUAAUUUUCAGAAAACCUUUCGACAACAUUACUAUACAAAUUUUUGAAGAUGACAAGAAAAAUGCAUGCUUUGAUUUUUGUGUUUAAAUUUCAAUAAACAAUUGUCUUGCUUUUUAAUUCACACUUGGAUAUUAAAAAACCAUCAGUAUGUUGAAAAUAUUAUCAUGUAUUUAUACCAAAUUUCUAGUGUGUGGAUUUAGCUCAUGGGUAGGAACUAUUAAUGAAUUGAAAUCAUAAUGCAAUAGAAGAUCAAUUGAUUAAUAUAGAAGAUACAGAGAAGUAGUUUAAUGUCGGUGAGAUAAAGGGCUGGCAAAAGUUAAAAGAUAAUGAAAAAAAGUUUCCUGACUUAUUUUUACCAUUAAAAUAAAUUCCUCAUUAAUUUACUUUUAAAAUUAAUUAAUCAUUAAUUAACCUUAAUGAGUGCCUGCUCUCUGCUCAAUUUCACUUGGCUAUGAAAAAACAACUCAGGUCAACUUUUGUAUUGUUCUAAAGAUUGUUCAUUUUACUUGAAACAGACUAUACAACUGCAAUGUUGAAAAAAUAGAUAUUUGUUACUCCAAAUUUGAUUUCUUUAAUUUUCCUUUUCCUGAUUCCUUCAACUUGAGAAAACCCAUGUUUGUUAGUUAGGGAACUUGAGGCUUUGAAGUGUGAGAAUUUCUUGUGUAACUUCGGUUAACAAAUAUUACAAUAGGACCUUGUUAACUAUUUUGCAUUUUCAUUUGUUUCAUCGUAUAACCAGCUGUCCGGGAGACACUAGGCAAUUGUAUCAAGUUAAAAUUAUAUGAUGGAUAUUAUAGAUUGAAUAUUAUGUUGGAAUUUCAAAUCCUGAACAUAAUGUACAAUCUAACAAGAUUUUCUUUCAAUCACAGAGACAAACUUUAAUAUUGUAUUUUUUUAACCAUGACAUUGAGGGCUUUUUCAACUUUUAACGUAAGCUUAGCUAAGAACCAAUUGAUAUUCAUUGGUGUUCAAGACAAUUCUGUAAUAUAGAAUGAAUGUACUGUUUUUUGAAUUGGUAAAUAAAGAUGUGAAAUAUUGGUCACU